AUGGACAACAAAAAUGUCGUCGUUUGCGACAACGGCACCGGCUAUGUAAAAUGUGGAUUUGCGGGAGAGAAUUUCCCAACGUCUGUGUUCCCUUGCGUUGUGGGAAGGCCGUUGCUUCGUUAUGAAGAAUCACUCAUGGAGCAGACUGUGAAGGAUAUAGUUGUUGGGGAGACUUGUGCUGAGCUCCGGCAUCAGUUGGAUAUAAACUAUCCUGUCCACAACGGUAUUGUGCAGAAUUGGGAGGAUAUGGAACAUGUUUGGGAUCAUGCUUUCUACAACGAAUUGAAAAUCACUCCAUCAGAGUGUAAGAUACUGCUCACGGAUCCACCUCUUAAUCCCGCCAAGAAUCGCGAGAAAAUGAUUGAGACAAUGUUUGAGAAGUACAAUUUCGCCGGCGUUUUCAUUCAAAUCCAAGCCGUUUUGACUCUGUAUGCUCAAGGUUUGCUAACUGGUUUGGUUAUUGAUUCUGGUGACGGUGUUACUCAUGUGGUUCCGGUUGUUGACGGUUACUCAUUCCCUCAUCUAACCAAAAGAAUGAAUGUAGCUGGUAGACACAUCACAGCCUAUCUCGUUGAUCUUCUUUCUCGAAGAGGGUAUGCGAUGAAUAAGAAUGCUGACUUUGAGACGGUCAGGGAAAUCAAAGAGAAGCUCUGCUAUAUAGGUUAUGAUUACAAGAGAGAGUAUGAGCUUGGGCUUGAGACAACCAUCCUUGUUAAGAAUUAUACUCUUCCAGAUGGGAGGGUCAUCAAAGUAGGCACAGAAAGAUUUCAAGCACCUGAAGCGCUUUUUACACCGGAACUGAUUGAUGUUGAAGGGGAUGGAAUGGCAGACAUGGUUUUCCGUUGCAUUCAAGAAAUGGAUAUUGAUAACCGCAUGAUGCUUUAUCAACACAUAGUUUUAAGCGGAGGAAGCACCAUGUACCCAGGAUUACCUAGCCGUCUUGAGAAAGAAAUCCAGGACAGGUAUCUUGAUACUGUUCUAAAAGGAAACAAAGAUGGCUUGAAGAAACUCAGAUUGAGGAUCGAGGAUCCACCUAGAAGGAAGCACAUGGUAUACCUCGGAGGCGCUGUUCUUGCAGGAAUCAUGAAGGACGCACCAGAGUUCUGGAUCAAUAGAGAGGACUAUAUGGAAGAAGGAAUCAAUUGUCUAAAUAAGAUGGGACAAGCUUGA
Molecule: messenger RNA, 1170 nt
Organism: Microthlaspi erraticum
Lineage: Eukaryota; Viridiplantae; Streptophyta; Magnoliopsida; Brassicales; Brassicaceae
Source: the annotation of a GenBank genome assembly